CAAAAUUAUCAAAGUGUACAAACUACAAAAUGUAAAUUUUCAGUUUGGGUGUAAAUCUGAACUAAGAGAAUCAUGACUUUGUUGUUUAAUACCAGUAGUGCUUUUCUUAUAAGUCACAGUGAAUACAUAUCCCAAAUAUUUAAAUCUGUUAAAGUAGAGAAUGAAUCUCAUCACUAUUUGUUAUCACCAAAAAUAUUUGCUAUCAAAAAUAAAAUGCAUGAAAUAAAUAACAAAAGGCCACGGAAAUGUGAUGAAGUAUUAAAAGAAACUGGAAUAAUAAGAGAACUGUACCAGACUUUCCUCACAAAGAUACCAGAGGGUAUGAGAGAAAACAUAUUUCAAGAUGAUUAUGAAACAGCCGAAGUAAGAGAACACUCUAAAAGGCUUUUUGAACUUACUCAAUUUGAUUAUAACGGCUUGAAGGGAGGCAACAAUUCUGAUGAUGCUCUUAAGUGCCUCAUUAAAGAUGAAUAUUUUUUGAUACCACCAAAAUCAAGGUUUCUGUGCGGGUGUGUGAAGGAGCAAUCUAAAGGGCUGGCUGGAAAUAAAUAUGACAUUGUGAUUGCUGAUCCACCCUGGUGGAACAAAUACAUCAGAAGACUGAAGAGUGCCAAUAAUAAGAUGAGUUACUCAAUGAUGUACAAUGAAGACAUAGCAUCUAUACCUGUGAAAGAGCUUUUUGCAGACAAGUGCCUUGUAGUAGUAUGGUGUACUAAUGCCGCAAGCAAUAUAGAUGCAGUGAAAAACCUGAUUUUUCCACAAUGGGGUGUGAAGUACAUGGCUACUUGGUACUGGUUGAAAUUAGCAGUGGAUUUGGAACCGAUAUGUAGUUUUGGAUCGGGUUGUAAGAAGCAGCCAUAUGAAAGAGUCAUCAUUGGGUGUGUAGGGGAAAUGAAGGAGAUACCAGAUAAUAUUUUGUUUGCGAGCGUACCAAGUGCUUUACAUUCACACAAGCCUCCUUUACUUGACUUACUGCAAAAGUUUACUGACAACAAGGAGCCUGCAGUGUUGGAACUAUUUGCCCGAUAUCUACUGCCAAAUACUACCAGUGUGGGAUAUGAACCUUUGAAAUGGCAACACAUUUCAUUAUAUGAGAAGUUAUAGCA
Molecule: messenger RNA, 1106 nt
Organism: Aricia agestis (brown argus)
Lineage: Eukaryota; Metazoa; Arthropoda; Insecta; Lepidoptera; Lycaenidae
Gene: Mettl4
Product: N(6)-adenine-specific methyltransferase METTL4
Exons: 5
Coding region: 73-1104 (343 amino acids)
Cellular component (GO): nucleus; RNA N6-methyladenosine methyltransferase complex
Molecular function (GO): nucleic acid binding; methyltransferase activity
Source: RefSeq, a predicted model, not a curated record